Messenger RNA from Prosopis cineraria, 1882 nucleotides. RefSeq lists its product as uncharacterized. Bases 494 to 1570 code for a protein of 358 amino acids. The transcript has 11 exons. The record is from RefSeq and is a predicted model, not a curated record. NCBI's taxonomy places the organism in Eukaryota, Viridiplantae, Streptophyta, Magnoliopsida, Fabales, Fabaceae.
AUAAAAUGACACGUGUGAGAAAUGGUAAUCCACAUAGCACUCCACUGUCUCCCAGCGCGCCACCUGGCAAAGCAUUUGAGCAAAAUUCCGCACGUCUCCAUCACUGCACCGUGCUCUGCCGUGGCCACCCUCUCUUUCUCGCCAGACUCGUCACUGUUCGCCAAACCAUUAAAAUAAAAACCACCGUCAGACAUACGCCGUUACUAAUGCUGAUGUAUUUGUAUCUCAACGUGUAAUGUGAGGAAUAAUGAACACAAGAAUGGGAGGGACUUCUUGCUGAUUAUGUCGGUGUAGUCGGUUAAGACCAAACAGUAGAUUGCGAUUCAUAACUUUUCCCUCUGCUAUUGCUGAGUCGAUUGGAUUUGAUUUCUCGCACUGCUAUCGCCAGUAUCUUUGUAGAUGUCGAGGACAUGUCCGUAUCGGAAUUAGGACUAGGGUUUUGUGGUGCAUGAGGUUCUGAUUCCUCCUGCUUUCUGGUUGCUUCUUCUCGGAUAUGACUGCUGGAGCUCAAUCUGCCCCCCGACGCUCUGGAUAUCUCGAUGCUCUCUCUCAAGCCAUUCACAAGAAGCUCCAGCGGGCGAUUGUUAAUUCGUCGCAGAGGCGCAAUCUGCUACAAGAGCUAUUUGCAGACAUAGCUUUAGAAGUCGAUGACCGAGCUAAGGAUAUAAUUUUCGGGAAGGAUGAAGAUGCAAUUUCUUCAUCAGCUGACGGUGAUGGCCUGUUAUGUUUCUAUGAUGUGCUUGCUGAUUAUUUUGUGCGGAUGCCUGAAAAUGGAAAGCCUAUCCUUGAUUUGAUUGUCCAACUGUGGAGCCAGUCAUUUGCCUCCCAUAUUUUUGCUCUCUUGUUCCACAAAUGGUUAUUUGAGGUUCAACUUGACAAUCCAGAAGUGCUUCUUCGCUAUUCAUCUGCUUUGGUUCAAGGCGCCACAAAUGUUUUCUGGAUUGACAUUCAAACAAACACAAGGCGUUUCCAGUCCCUCUUUCAUUACCUUCUGGAGGAUGUUGCAUUGGACAACUCACGAUUGAAUAAAAUUCCUGUACAGGCUCAGCGAGAGAUGUAUCUUUUGCUUUCAAGAUUUAUUCUAUUUUAUAACUCAGCUGACAAAAUGGAGAGCUUCUUGAAACAAUGCCCUGAUUUUCCAAACGCAAUAUUGGUUGGUGGUCCAGCAGAUAUAUUCGUGACCGAACUGACUGUUCAACUUCAAAAGUUAAAAGUGGAACCGGUGCUGCUACAUUACCUUAAAGAAAUUAAAGUACUUCAAGGGAUGGAACUGAGACUGACUUCAAGUAUAAGAUUGAAAACAUGCUUGUAUAGUUUCACUUCUCCGGGUGGUCCAUUGUAUCCCACUAGAACUGUCCGUCAUGCCGCAUGGGAAGCAUUAGAUUUGCUUUUUCCAGUUGGGCGAUAUUUUAGGCAUCUCAUAAGUCUCUUCUUCAGAUUGCUAUAUCCAUGGUACUGGCCCUCCUCAUGUUGGAACUUCAUGGUUUCUUGUGUGAAGGCAGUAUUUCUGUAUUUAUGGAGAUUCAUCCUUUCUUUCUGGGAGAAGUUCGGCAACCCAAAAUCUUCGUAGAUUGCCCCACUUCUAGCUUGCCAUUUUUCCCUCUUUUUUUUGGGUGGGGAAGGGGUGUUCAGUUUCUUGUUGACGUGCAUGGCUGAAAAUUUCAAUUUUCAGACGACAGGCACGGUAAAUAAUUUAUUUCCAAAAGGAUGCAUAUCAUUGCAGCAAGGGGGCAUGGAGUGACCCUAUGUCGAAAUUUCCUGUGCUUGUUACUCCCUAAACAGGAACUGUAGAAAGUUCGGCACGGUCUAGCUUCAAUAUAGUAGGCAAAAGUGAAUGAUUUAAAUCCGUCAUGAAUUUUGAGGAAAAUGUUGCCAUCACAAA